Anguilla rostrata (American eel) is the source of this 2313-nucleotide messenger RNA. RefSeq names its product guanine nucleotide-binding protein subunit alpha-14-like. The record is from RefSeq and is a predicted model, not a curated record. Gene Ontology annotation, biological process: action potential; phospholipase C-activating dopamine receptor signaling pathway; adenylate cyclase-modulating G protein-coupled receptor signaling pathway. NCBI's taxonomy places the organism in Eukaryota, Metazoa, Chordata, Actinopteri, Anguilliformes, Anguillidae. Gene Ontology annotation, molecular function: guanyl nucleotide binding; G protein-coupled receptor binding; GTPase activity. Gene Ontology annotation, cellular component: heterotrimeric G-protein complex. The coding region runs from base 450 to 1517 and encodes 355 amino acids. The transcript is spliced from 7 exons.
AGAGAAGUUAAAGGAUAUACUGCAGACACUGCGCAAAAUACGCAACAGUUUGCUGUGCCGGUGUGGCCUGCGACACCAAUGAAGCCGCUGUCUUUACGCAGCAGCCACUUCUAAAUAACCUCUAUGGACUUCACCAAACUUCACACGCGAAAAAACAAUCGGCGGAAAUAGAACUGUGGGUUAUUAAUUUAUUUGUUAUAUUCAUUUAUUUAUUUAGACUCGGACCUGGAGGGGGAAAUAUAUAUAUAUUUUAAAUUUUAAUUUCUGACAUUUUGUGAAUGCGAAAUAACAUACUGUGCCGGCUGCAGAAGUUUGGUCUGAACGGAGAGGUAGCGGUAUCCUGGACAGCAAACAUUUACUGCAGACUAUUCGGCUUGUAGCCCAACUGAAUAUUUAUAUUAAGCUAGUCCAUAUUCACAUAAUACCAGAGUGAAGUUUCCAACCUGUCUAUGAUGGCAUGCUGCUGCCUGUCAGCAGAAGACAGAGAGAAUAAAAGAAUAAACGAGGAGAUCGAGAGACGGCUCCGCCAGGACAAGAAGGACUCGCGCAGGGAACUCAAACUUCUGCUCCUGGGUACGGGAGAGAGCGGGAAGAGCACCUUCAUCAAGCAGAUGCGCAUCAUCCAUGGCUCCGGUUACACGGAUGAAGACAAGCGCGGCUUCAUCAGGCUGGUUUUCCAGAACAUUUUCACCGCCAUGCAGUCCAUGAUCCGCGCCAUGGAGGCCCUCAAUAUCGCCUACACAGACAGCCAGAACAGUAGCAACGCUGCCCUGAUUCUGGAGGUGGAGGUGGACAUGUUGGACACGAUGGAGCCCCCGCAGGCCGACGCGAUCCGGGCCCUGUGGGCCGACCCAGGAAUGCAGGAGUGCUACGAUCGCAGGAGAGAGUACCAGCUGUCCGACUCCGCCAAAUACUACCUGACGGACCUGGACCGGAUCGCAGACCCCGCGUACGUGCCCACCCAGCAGGACAUCCUGCGUGUCAGAGUGCCCACCACAGGUAUCAUCGAGUACCCCUUCGACCUGGAGAGCGUCAUCUUCAGGAUGGUGGACGUUGGGGGUCAGAGGUCAGAGAGGAGGAAAUGGAUCCACUGCUUCGAGAACGUGACCUCCAUAAUCUUCCUUGUGGCGCUGAGUGAAUACGAUCAGGUCUUAGUGGAGUGCGACAACGAGAAUCGGAUGGAGGAGAGCAAGGCUCUGUUUAAGACCAUCAUCACAUACCCCUGGUUUCAGUCAUCCUCUGUCAUCCUCUUCCUCAACAAGACCGACAUCCUGGAAGAGAAGAUUUUGCACUCUGACCUCGCCACCUAUUUCCCAGAGUAUACAGGCCCGCCGAAGGAGACACAGCCGGCCCAGGAGUUCAUCCUGAAGAUGUACCAGGACCAGAACCCCGACAAGGAGAAGACGCUGUACUCCCACUUCACCUGCGCCACGGACACCGAGAACAUCCGCUUCGUCUUCGUCGCGGUCAAGGACACCAUCCUCAGACACAACCUCAAGGAGUUCAACCUGGUGUAGGUGCGCGGCGUGGCGCAGGUGUGUGUGGUCUCAGGUGACAAAGGGGCUAUUAGGUGUAGCAGAGAUCUAGUGUCAGAGGGUGUCAGCUAUAGUACACAGGUGAAGGGGGAGAGGUUGUCAGGGGUAGGACAGAUUUACCCUAACUUGCACUCAAUUUUAACAUCAGCAGUUUCGGCUCAGGUUUACAUUUCUCAUUUUUCUUGUUGGAGUAGAAUUUUACUUCCUAAAACUUAAUUCCUCUGAGAUAAAAAAGAAAGCUGCAAAUGGAGGGAUCGUCGACUGCUUUGUGGACAGAAGUACUGAACUGGAGGAAUUUGCAUAGUGCCAGGUUUCCAGAACCUUUUUUCCAAUCAUCAAAAACUCAGGAACUGGGCCAAGCUCCACUUUCUUGAACUUUUUUUAGACAAAGAGAUUUAGACAUGGAAUUAGUUUAUGACACUGAUAAGAAAAGUAAACUAUGUUUUUAUUUAUUGCUAUAAUUACACUGUUAAAGUAGGACUUUUUCAAAUGUGUGUAAAUUAAAAAAGAAAGUGGCUCUCAUUCAGUAACCUGCACUAAAGAACAGAAGCAAAAUCUGACCUUUUACCCAAUCAGAGGACCAAAUAAUAAUUUAAAAUACAUUGAAAUGAUGAAAAUGUUUGCGUGUGUGCGUAUAUAUAAAAAUAUAUAUACACACAUACACUUAUAAACACACAGAUUCUAUGGCAUUAAUAUAUUUUUGUCUGUAUGAUGUACUGUAAAUUUCUGUGUAGUUUCUUUAAAUUGAAUAACAUUUUCAUGUUACACUCAAAUAAAA